This is a messenger RNA of Magnolia sinica, 1569 nucleotides long. Its product is annotated as reticuline oxidase-like. The transcript has a single exon. The coding region runs from base 1 to 1569 and encodes 522 amino acids. Lineage: Eukaryota; Viridiplantae; Streptophyta; Magnoliopsida; Magnoliales; Magnoliaceae. Gene Ontology annotation, molecular function: FAD binding; oxidoreductase activity. The record is from RefSeq and is a predicted model, not a curated record.
AUGGCUACCAAGAACAAAAUCAUUUUGCUCUUCGCACUAGCCUCCCUUCUAACUUGCGCCUGUAGUGAACAACUCCUUUCAUGCCUAUCAUCUGAUGGUGUAACAAACUUCUCCACCUAUGACGCUCCUAGAUACCUCCAUCUCCUUGAUCACUCCAUCCAAAACCUCAGAUAUGCUAUACCGUCAAUCAACAAACCCUAUGCAGUGAUCUUGCCAGAAAGUACGCAGCAAGUUGUGACAGCCAUACAGUGUUCAAGGGCAGGGUUAUGGGACAUCAGGCUCAGGAGUGGAGGCCAUAGCUUCGAAGGCUUAUCGUCCGUCUCUGAUAUGCCGUUCGUUAUCAUUGACAUGAUGAACCUAAACCAUGUCACAGUUGAUUUGGAAUCCGAGACCGCUUGGGUUGAAGCAGGUGCGACGCUAGGUGAGGUGUACCAUGCGAUCGGAACAUCCAGCAACCACUAUGCUUUCUCAGCCGGCAUUUGCCCCACUGUCGGGAGUGGGGGCCAUAUUAGUGGUGGUGGUUAUGGCCCGUUAGCAAGAAAGUACGGGCUUGCAGCAGAUAAUGUGGUGGAUGCAGUCCUUGUUGAUGCAGACGGGCGUGUUUUGAACCGUGAAACGAUGGGUGAAGAAGUCUUCUGGGCUAUCCGAGGUGGUGGUGGAGGAAACUGGGGUGUAGUUGUAAGUUGGAAAAUCCAGUUGCUCAAAGUACCGGAAACCAUAACUGUAUUCCAUUCCAUUCGAACCGGGCAACCUAGCCAGACUGCAGAGUUAUGGAACAAAUGGCAAUAUGUAGCACCAGAACUUGAGGAUGAUUUCUUCUUAAUGGUGUUGGUCGUACCAGAUAUCGAAUCAGCUGGGAUAGCAAUGACGUUCGUGGGCGUGUACCUUGGGUUAAAAUCAUCGGCCCUUGAAUCCAUGGACCGUGCUUUUCCCGAACUGGGACUAACCGAAGAAGAAUGCAAGGAAAUGAGAUGGAUCGAAAUUGUUCUUUAUCUAUGGGGUGUUGACAAUGUAGAGUUUCUGAAGGAUAGAUCUACAUUUACAAGGACAUUCUCGAAAUCGAAGGCAGAUGUUGUGAGGGACCCAAUUCCGAUGGACGGGAUUAAAGGUAUGCUGGAGAUGUAUGCAAAGCAGCCCAAAGGAUCCUUCAGAUUGGAACCUUAUGGUGGUAUGAUGAGUAGGAUCAGGAGAGACGCUUCGCCCUUCCCUCAUCGAGCCAGCACUAUGUAUGCGAUCGAGUACUUUGUGGAUUGGGAGGAAGCGGAUGAUGAUAAGAGAGAUGAAUAUGUUGAUUGGGUUCGUGGGGUACAUGAGUACAUGACGCCGUUUGUAUCGAACAGUCCCAGAGCUGUGUGCGUAAACAACAUUGAUCUGGAUCUCGGUGUGAUCGACUGGUCGAAUCGUAGCACAUCGAGUGUUGAUGCUGUUGAGGUGGCCAGAUCUUGGGGUGAGAAAUAUUUCAUGGAGAACUACGAUCGGUUGGUUCGAGCCAAGAGCAUGAUCGAUCCGAGUAAUGUGUUUAGUCAUAAGCAAAGCAUCCCAACUGCUAGUUUGGAGAUGAUGUUGUAA